CGUAGCCAAGGUCUCAGCCUCAGCUGCAAGCACCAUUCAAUCAAGAGCCAUGUCUUCAGCAAACCUCGUCGAGUCGGCCAAGAAGCAGGCCGCUUACCAGGCCGUCAAUGAUCACCUUCUUCCCGAGUACAAGUAUGUCGGUAUCGGCUCCGGCAGCACCGUGGUCUACGUCGUCGAGGCCAUUGUCAGCAAGGGGCCCGAGUUUUACGGUGGCAUGACCUUUAUUCCUACCGGAAGUCAGUCCAAGGGCCUCAUCCGUGCUGCUGGCCUGAAGCUGGCCAUCCUUGACGAGAGGCCUACUGUCGAUGGCGUCCCUGUCGCCCUCGAUGUUGCCUUUGACGGCGCCGACGAGGUCGAUGAGGACCUCAACCUUAUCAAGGGUGGUGGUGCUUGUCUGUUCCAAGAGAAGCUCGUGGCCAUUGCGGCCAAGAAGUUCAUUGCCGUGGCUGACUACCGAAAGCAGUCUCCCCGACUGUGCACCACAUGGAAGACCAUCCCCAUCGAGGUCCUCCCUAUGGCUGCCCCUGAUGUCCUGACCCGUCUUCGAGCCAUGGGCUCUCCCAACCCUGUCGUCCGCUCAGGUCUCCCCAGCAAGGCUGGCGAGUGCGUCACUGACAACGGCAUGUGGCUGAUUGACGCCCCGUUCCCUCCUUUGCUCCUUGCCAAGGACAUCACCUCCGAAGUUGACGGUCAAGGAAAGGAUGGUGUCUGGGAGAUCAACGCCCUCGCCCAGGAGUUGGUCCGGUUGCCCGGCAUCGUCGAGAUUGGCCUCUUCCACGGCUUCAACGGUGACGAGGCUGUCAAGCUGGGCAAGCAGUUGCAAGCACAGAAGCCCGUUGCCGCCUAUUUCGGUCUGGCCAAUGGCGAGGUGCAGGUGCAGAAUGCGGCUUAAAUCAAGACAAGAGAAAAGUGUCGAGUUGAGCUCUUGUUUGAAUGGUAGUGAAUACAAUCCUUUAGAUCAGUCGUUGUUUUGACCCUGGCAGCAAACAACACACAGCGUUAUGUGUGGCCAAGAUUCGCCAUCACAGCUGCAGUUCAAAGGCCGAACGUGCCAUUGGCUCUCUAGGUUUUUCUAUGCUGUCGACUCUACAUCUCAAGCUCGUCUUUGCCCGAUAACCUGGACACGACCCAGAGGAAGAUGACGUUCCAUCACAACUUGACUUGUACUCUUGUCUAGCGAUUCAAAAACCUACUUAGUGUGGGCCAGUACCUUCUCCAAGGGUAGAAUGAUAAUGACAUCGUAAUCUUC
Messenger RNA from Fusarium vanettenii 77-13-4, 1249 nucleotides. RefSeq lists its product as uncharacterized. Lineage: Eukaryota; Fungi; Ascomycota; Sordariomycetes; Hypocreales; Nectriaceae. The record is from RefSeq and is a predicted model, not a curated record. Gene Ontology annotation, molecular function: ribose-5-phosphate isomerase activity. Bases 50 to 892 code for a protein of 280 amino acids. Gene Ontology annotation, cellular component: intracellular membrane-bounded organelle. Gene Ontology annotation, biological process: pentose-phosphate shunt, non-oxidative branch; D-ribose metabolic process. The transcript is spliced from 2 exons.